Messenger RNA from Gossypium raimondii (Peruvian cotton), 1343 nucleotides. Its product is annotated as transcription repressor OFP2. The coding region runs from base 172 to 1215 and encodes 347 amino acids. Gene Ontology annotation, molecular function: DNA binding. Gene Ontology annotation, biological process: negative regulation of DNA-templated transcription. Lineage: Eukaryota; Viridiplantae; Streptophyta; Magnoliopsida; Malvales; Malvaceae. The record is from RefSeq and is a predicted model, not a curated record. The transcript has a single exon.
GUUCCCUGUUUGGUGAUUAGUGAUCAUAAACAACAGCCCAAGUCAGUUAAUACAAUACCCCACACUUUUUCCUUUGUUCCAACCUUCUUUUUCUCUCUCUCUCACCCUCCAAUCUCCUUCAAAUUCAUUCUCAUUCCUCCAACUUUUUCCCAUUACAAAGACACAAGUUUGAUGGGCAAUUACAGGUUUAGGCUAUCUGAUAUGAUGCCCAAUGCCUGGUUUUACAAGCUUAAAGACAUGGGCAAAGGCAGAAACCAUGGCAAUACUACCAUUACCAAUAAUCCUUCCAAGAAAAAACAAUACCCCAUAUCUCCCUCUUCAUCAAAACUGAAGCAACCCCACCAUUUUUAUCCUAGAAAAUCUUACUACUUCACUAGAGACCUUAUCCCCAGUGAUGGCUUCUAUGUUUCUCAUGCAAACACCAAGUCUGCAGGUUCUGACCCACCCAGAAAAUCUUCUCAGAAACGAUCCAGGAAAAGAAAUACGGUUGUUUCCUCUGGCUGUCGCUGCCGUGCCACACUCUGGACUAAGCCUGAUUCUCCACCGCAAUAUUCAGCUUCUUCCUCUUCUGACGACAGCUCUUCGCCGCAUGAAUUCAGGUCUGACUGCAUUCUCACUACUCAAUCGUUCGAUAACAUGGUCUCCAGUAGCUGUAAACUCAUGAAUUCGGAAGCUAAGGAUGAUGAUUGCAAGUGUUUGGUUAAGAAAUCCGACAAGCUAGAUGAGUUGGACAACUUGUCUCAACUUCAACUCCCUCGGAUCAUAACCAAGCCGGUUAAUAUGAAGAAGAGCAACGAAGCAACCAAGUAUGGAAUGAGUUCAGUUAAAUUCGAAGGUGAUGAGAACAAGAAAAGCAGUGGUGGUAGGAAAUUUGGAGUGAAUUCCCCAGGCGUAAGGCUGAGAAUAAAUUCACCGAAAAUCGGAAACCGGAGAAUUCAGGGACAUGGUCGGAAAAGCAUGUCGUCAAGUUCAAGCGGCAGCUCAAGGAGGAGUUUGUUGGAUAGUCUGGCGGUGGUGAAAUCGUCGUUUGAUCCUCAGAGAGACUUCAGGGAGUCGAUGGUGGAAAUGAUCAUAGAAAACAACAUCAGGGCAUCCAAGGAUUUGGAAGAUUUGCUUGCCUGUUAUCUCUCUCUCAAUUCUGAUCAAUAUCAUCAUCUCAUCAUCAAGGUUUUCAAGCAAAUCUGGUUUGAUAUGAACGAUGUCCGCUUGAAAUAAUUUCCUCCUUAACAUAAUAUGUAUAUUUUCUCCUUCAAUCCUCUUCACUUUCUUGUCAUUUACUACUACUUUUUUACCAAUCAAAUUAUACGUAAAAUUACAGUUGAAUAAAAGUAAGAAAUUCAAUA